AGCCUAAACGGAAGUCAAGCUACACAUCCGUUGCACAUGCGCACAUUGGUGAUUAGUAAUCCACCGGCCAAUUUCGACAACGUAAAGAUUGUUACAGAGAAAGCAAUAUAACUUAAGUAUUCCAAAGACUUAAGCUUAUGUACAUACUUCUUUGAAAGUACAAUUUAACCCUGCAUCGAUACACUUAAGACCGAGUCAUGUCAGAAAAUUUUGGAGUUGAAGAGUUCGAAAAAGUUGAUGCUGUCGUGGAUCAGGAUGAAAACGUAACAUCAACUUCUUUGACAGGAGAGGAGGCAGAGGAGGAUAGGUAUACAGGUAGUGCUGCACCGAAUGAUGUAGAUUUAUUAGGUGACUUUUUGGCCUCUGCUCCUGCACCGUCUUCAAAUGAGCCAGGUGCCUCUGAGAACCUUGGUUCUUUUGGUUCUAAUGUAUACACAGCUCCAGAACCAAUGAGUGAAUUUACACCAACACAGGAAACAGUUAUCACAGAACCAGUUUCUGAAAGUAAAGCAACUGUUCAAGCAGAAGGUUUAAUGGGUAUACCUGGUGCAAAGGCUUUAAGUGGAUGGAUGAAAACAGUUGAUCCAAGAGAUGACAUAAGCGAAAUGGAGGAGCCCAGUCCAUCAAACACUGAGGAAAUCAGUUCAGCUGAAUCUGCUGAGUCACCCACUCAGUUGAAGGUCAACGGAGAAUCUGUUGGAAUUACUAACACGUUUUCGAAAGAGAAACUUGAAAGUGGUUCGGAUUCAAGUUCAAUUGUAAGUUCAUCUGACAACGAGUACAGUAGUUCAGCAGAUGAAUCAGACACUGAGAGCAGUGAUUCAGCACCAGUAAGCUUGCAUGUAACUAAAAGACAAAUUACUGAGGAAAAUAAUGGAUUUAUUGGCGAUUCAGAUAAUACAAAUCAAUUGAAUGUGAGUCAUAGUAGAAGUGAGAUUAAUAUUGAUGAUAUUGAACUGCUAUCUGUUAACCAAGGUGCUUUCGGAUUACUACAGUUAGAUAAAGAAAUGGAUGUGAAUGAAGAAACUCAGGGAGAAGUAACAACAGAGAUGAUGACAUCAAAGGAUUCAGAUAAUGUUUCUGAACAGCAGGCUGGACCUGAUGCUUGGAUGAAACAUGGAAAAGACUUUGAGGAGAAAGAGACAGUAGAUGAAGUUAAAGGCGAAGUGAAGCCAUUGGAUUUUGAUGGAGAUCCUGGAGGUGCUGCAGUAAAUGUAAUAGAUGACAAUGUAGGACCAGUUGAUAAUAAAGUGGGAUUGAGUGAGACGGACAUGCUUGAUAUAAUUGAUAAGUUAACAAAAGACGAUGAUGCUGAUGAACAGUCACCUGAAUUAGAAUCGGAUAUGUCUUUCGGAAACUUGAAUGAGAACAAAUCAGCAAGAGAUAUUGAAUUUGAAAAGUUUAUUAGAGGUGAAGAAGUUCUUUCAGUUGAUAAUAUUUCUCCAGUUGUUUCAGACAAUGAGUGUAAUAGUAUUGAAAAUAAUUCCUCAUCCAGUCACUCAAAUUCUGGGUCUGAGGAUGAGAUUUCUUGCACUGACAGUGAUUUAUCAGGUGAUGAAGGAGCAAUUGGGACAUGGAGUCCUUCACCUUUGUAUUCCAAAUCAUUUGGUGAUUUUGACGAAGAAGAAGAGAUCGAAAAUGAGGAAAUGGAUGUUGAAGAGAAAAAUAAUAAUGUGCUUGUUGGUUACGAAUAUUUUGGUGCAGAUAGUGUAAACACUUCCGGGGGUCAGCAAGAAAAUGAGUUAAGCAGCUUGAGAGCUGAUGUGAAAGGUCUAAUGGAAGAGAUGGAAGCAAUGGUUCAGGAAACAGACUCAGAUAGUGAUAAGAGAAGGUCAGGCGAGUUUAUUGAUGCAAUGGUUGCUGAUAUAGAUAAAACUGUUGAAGGUGCUAAUGUUGAAGAAUCAGAGCCAAUUGUUCCACGAAAUGAACCACUUAUCUCUAUCAUGGCAACUGGGACUAGAGAGAGAAGUAAAACUCCAGAAAAUGAUUUACUUCAUGUGAAAUUUCAAACACCAACUAACACUUUGUUCUAUGAUCCAGACUGCCCAAUUGUUGAAAAAGUUUCCAUGGAAAUAUCAGAUGAUCUGAUCGAUCAUGAGGAGGAGGAGAAAAAUCUUGAAGAUGUAGAAAUAAACCAAGACUCACCUCAGAGUGAGGAUUUGAAUCUUGAAAAUGUAGAGGAACUAGAAGCCAAAGUUGUAAAAGAUUUGAAAGAGGUGUAUAAUAACUUAGAAGCUAAAGGAGAAAUAGAAGGAGCUAUGGAUUUACUUAGAGAAUCAGGAAUAACGAAUAUGGAUGAUAUUGCAUUGCAGUUUGCAAAUAAAGUACUAGAACAAGCUAGAAAUGAGCAUUUGGCAGGAAAAACACAAACUGAUAUCAUUCAAAAACAAGAUGGAAAUGAAAAUGAACAGCAAAUUAAUAAAGAUGUUGAAACAACUUUAGAGGCUUUGCAACAAGAUAAAAAUGAGACACAGGAUCAAAAUAGAGUAGAUGUUGAAAAUGAAUUUAUCAGUGAAGAUAUUAUUACUGCAGAAGUAAAAGAGAAAGUGUCAGUAAACCCAUUUAAGACAAGUGAACCUGAAGAUUUGAAAAAUAAUGAUUCAAUAAGUACUUUGCACCCUGUGGUAGAUACCAUAUCCGAAAAAGAAACAAAGUCUCAGCUUCUCGGUGAGAAGGAUGAAAUAACUGGCGAAACAGACAGUGUCUAUAGUAAAGAGUUAAAUGAUACUCCUUCAUUUAAAGAAGAUGCAAGUGAAAUAGAAGUUGAAGAACCUGUAAUAAUGAGACGAAAGAAAGUGAACAGAGUUGAGGCAGAAUCACCAGUUGAGAUUGAUUCAAUGAUUAUUCAUGAUAUUGACAAUUUAUCAGAACGUGAUAUUCAGUCAAUGGUAAUACAUGACAUUGGUGAAAGCAAGCUUCAUGACGUAAUAUCUACCUUAGAGCGAGAACAUGAUGAGAUUUUGGUGCAUACUAAAAUAGGUUUAGAUGAAGUGGAAGUGAGACAUAGAAGGUUAUCUGAGAGCAUUGAAGAACAAGAGCAUAUUAUGGAAUCAGUAAGUGAAUCUAAGUUAAGUGAAGAAAACGUUAUAGAACAAGAAAGUGAAAAUUUGUUUCAAGAAAACUUUGAGAAAGAAAAAAUUGUUGAUGAUGUAAUUGAUGACAAAAAUGUUGAAUUGGAGCCUACUGAAAAUAGUGAGGUAAAACAUGAAGAGGAUUUAGAAAAAGAAGAACAUAGAUUAUUUAUCAUGGAGAGGGCAACACAACUUAUGAAGAUGAUACUUUCAGAAGUGUUGGACCUGAUCUACUGGAGAGAUGUGAAGAAGACGGGUGUGGUGUUCGGCAGCAUGAUGUUUAUACUUCUGUCUCUGACGUUCUUCACGAUACUGAGUGUUCUGGCGUACCUGUCACUCGCCAUUCUAACCGUCACCCUCAGUUUCCGUGUCUACAAGAAUGUCAUGCAGGCCGUUCAGAAAACCAACGAGGGUCAUCCCUUCAAGAAGUUGUUGGAACUGGAUAUCUCACUGCAGAGUGACGUAGUCGAGAGUGCCGCUGAUAAAAUCGCAACAAACGUAAACAACUGCUCCAAAGAACUCCGUAGACUCUUCCUUGUUGAAGAUUAUGUAGACUCUCUCAAGUUUGGUCUGUUGUUAUGGUUGUUGACAUAUGUUGGCAGUUGGUUCAACGGCAUGACACUAGUAAUUCUCGCUGUAGUAUGUAUUUUCACAUUGCCCAAAGUAUAUGAGACCUACCAGGGCCCCAUAGAUCAGAAUGUGAACCUGGUUAGAGGCCAGCUCAACAAUAUCAUGACUCAAGUGUCAUCAAAGAUCCCUUUCCCAAAGAAGAAAGCAAAGACACAGUAAGAAGAAACAAGGACACUUAAACAAUUUUUGGACAGAAACAAUACUUCUUUUAUCAGAAAGAUAACGUGUUAUUCCAUUAACUAUUGAGAAAUUUUUGUGUACAUUAAAACAGCCACAGUUCACUUUUAGAUUUCCAUGGAUUAGAAAUUGGAAGAGAAAGUAACACAAAAAGUAUAUAUAUAGCUUGCGCGAGUCACAAAUAUAUAUGUAAAGUGAAAUUUAUUAGACUAUUGCUGAGCAGUUUCAUGUGUCAUGCUUUCGUAUUCAUAGGAUUAAUAUGUCGAAAUUUGCUUAAUGUAAGACAGCCCCUGAGGAGAAAAUGAAAGUUCGAGCCCAGGAGUUAUUUCAGAGUUGUGUCCCUUUGAAGUCAGAGGAUGCAUCAAGAGGGUCUUCAGUGAUGUUACAGAGUUUCUUCCCUUGAUAAGAGACUAUAUGAUGUACAAACGUUUAAUUAGUUGUAUACUAAUGACAGAUUUUUGAAAAGAAAUGGGAAAAAUAUCUUGAGAAAACGAGGGGAAAAGUAAAUCGCAGGACAGUAAAAUGAUGCUGGGUUGGUCAUCGUUUUCAGCUCACUUGUCACAAAGUGACAAGGUGAGCUUUUGUGAUCAUGCGGCGUCCGUCCGUCCGUCCAUAAACUUUUGCUUGUGACCACUCUAGAGGUCACAUUUUUGGGGGGAUCUUUAUGAAAGUUGGUCAGAAUGUACAUAUUGAUGAUAUCAAGGUCAAGUUCGAAACUGGGUCACGUGCCAUCAAAAACUAGGUCAGUAGGUCUAAAAAUAGAAAAACCUUGUGACCUCUCUAGAGGCCAAAUAUUUUACAAGAUCUUCAUGAAAAUUGGUCAGAAUGUUCACCUUGAUGAUAUCUAGGUCAAGCUCGAAACUGGGUCACGUGCCGUCAAAACUAGGUCAGUAGGUCAAAUAAUAGAAAAACCUUGUGACCUCUCUAAAGGCCAUAUUUUUCAUGGGAUCUGUAUGAAAGUUGGUCUGAAUGUUCAUCUUGAUGAUAUCUAGGUCAAGUUCGAAACAGGGUCAUGUGCGGUCAAAAACUAGGUCAGUAGGUCUAAAAAUAGAAAAACCUUGUGACCUCUCUGGAGGCCAUACUUGUGAAUGGAUCUCCAUAAAAAUUGGUCAGAAUGUUCAUCUUGAUGAUAUCUAGGUCAGGUUUGAAAUUGGGUCACGUGCCAUCUAAAAGUAGGUCAGUAGAUCAAAUAAUGAAAAAACGUUGUGACCUCUCUAGAGGCCAUAUUUUCCAUGGGAUCUUCAUGAAAAUUAGUGAGAAUGUUCACCUUGAUGAUAUCUAGGUAAAGUUCAAAACAGUGUCAGGUACCUUCGAAAACUAGGUCAAUAGGUCAAAUAAUAGAAAAACCUUGUGACCUCUCUAGAGACCAUAUUUUUCAAUGGAUCUUCAUGAAAAUUGGUCAGAAUUUUUAUCUUGAUAAUAUCUAGGUCAAGUUCAAAACUGGGUCACAUGAGCUCAAAAACUAGGUCACUAUGUCAAAUAAUAGAAAAAACGACGUCAUACUCAAAACUGGGUUAUGUGGGAACAGGUGAGCGAUUCAGGACCAUCAUGGUCCUCUUGUUUUUCUAAGUCAGUGAGAUUGGUCUGGGUAACUCUGCUUUAGUGCAAUCAUUACAUGAAUGGAAAAACUACGAGUGAAUGCAAAUUUGUACAGUGAAUGAUUGGAUAUAUCUUUGAUCAUUUAGGAUUUAAUUAAUAUACCUGUGGAGUUACUGUGUACUUAUAUAUAGUAAUAAUUUUUGGACGAAGGAAAAAAAGUUUUGUAUUAUAGUUUGUAUAAUUUAUUAAUUUUUUUUCUUUCUCUCCUCUGUGAUAAAAUGUAUCGCUGUGCUCAUAUUGGAACAAAUCUGUCUGUCUGCAGUGUCUAUAAGUCUGGAAAUAUUGGAAAUCAACUUUUAUAUCAAUAUAAGUAAAGAAGUACAUUUGGUGCAAUGUCAUGCAGUAUAUGUAUGACAAUAAUGAACAUGUAAGCUGAGUUUUAACUACUAGAGUGUAACGAAUGCUCAGUAUGCCACAUGCUGUAUGAACAGCUUCAGGCAUAUUUGUUGCAUUUCUAGAUAACGCGCUCUCUUUCUAAUAAGUACAAUAGUGCUCCUUGCUUCGAUAUUUAUACAGUUCUGUCCAGUAUGAUAAACUGAAAAUGUAGAUAUUGGGUUCCAUAUCCAAGUUAGUUCGAAGUGGGGCUGAGGUCAGUAUCCUUUCUUUUUCAGACUGCCUAGUCCGUAAAAUGCGUUAUUGACUGAAGUGUUGAGUAUUAUUUGUAAUAUUAUACAGAAGUAAAAAUCAAGUCUGAUCAUAUGUGUAAAAUGAUAAUAAAGUGGUAUAAUGGAAAAAAACAUUUGCUUGGUGCAAUACACAACAGCACCGGUCAUUAUGUAGUAUAAACCGGAUGAUAUCACAUUGAAUAAGGACAGAAAUAUGCAAAAAUUACAUAAUGUUUAUCGAUAUAUAGUGUCAGUCAGUAUGUUAACAUGAAAUGUUACUGUAAAGAUUUGUUACUGUAACAAAUAUUUCUAGACUUACAACUACAAGUGUAAUCUUCCUCUGUUAUAACAUUCUUUCAUUUAGUGUUCUCUAACCUAUCAUUAGUUUUCUUUGACUUUUAUAUAGUUUUCUCUAACCCAGUUUGAAGUGCUAUCGGUUUAAGUUUUUGUUUUGUUCAGUUAUAUAUUUGUUUAUUGAGCAAUAAGUUCUUGUUUUCCAUUUAUAAAUAUAUUAAUCAACAUCAUUUUAAGAUAUAAUAAUUAGUUAAUUAAUUACAUUAUUCAUCAGUAUGUAAUAUUCCACUACAUGGGUAAAAAUGAAUUAUCUGUCAGAUCAACUCAAAACACUGUUCAAUAAUCGGUGUGGUUGUUUUAGAUAAAUGCCAUUUCUGUAUGUGAAUUGUGCAAUGUUUCUUUGUUGGGUUUUGUUUUUGCUUUCGAGUGAUUUAUAACUUUUAAAAGUAAUGAGUGGUACAAAUCCUUUAAUACUAAGUCAUUUUAAUUCUUGAACUAUUACCCCUUAAAAUCAGCUGUAAAAAUAGAAAUGAACGUUGAUUUUCUUGGCCACUUUAGUGGUUCAGUCAGAUAAUCUGCAUUAGCCGAAAAAUGUGCAGCUUCCCUUUGGUAACUCAAUGUGUGAAAAAUCUUAUUUCUUUUUUCCCGUUCAAAUUCACGGUGUUUUGAUAGUACAGGAUAUAGAGGAUAAUUAGAUUUUAACUGGGCCGCAGGUUUAUAGAAUGUCUGAACUUGUAUGUGUCAAACUCUAUUCUGAUCUCAUUGUUUUACGAUGCAAUGUUGUGUAAUUUUUGUUGUUGCAUUAUUCAACAGUCCCAGAUAUAGCUUGUCCAACCCUCUACAAAAUUUGAUACAGUAUUUGAGUCAUGGAAAUGUUUGAAGACACUGGAGAAACCACAGUAGUUUGUGAAAAUUUGAUCAUUUUGCUGUUGCUUUGUCAGAAGCAGGCAUUUCUAGAAGAUUAGUGAUUGAGUUAAAAUGUAGAAAAGUUCUUUCUUAGUGACGAAAUGCAUGGGAGAUGGGCAGUAAAUUAAAUAUAGAGACAAAAAAAAAUGGGAUGAAUAUAAUGUUACGAAAUUUUGUGUGGCGUAUGAUACACGAGUUCCUGUUUUAAAGUCUGCAGAAAACAAGAUAAGAUAAAACAGAGGAAGUUUUUUGCAAACAGCUUUGAGCAAUUUUACGUAAAUACUGAAUUUUCAAUGAUUUUGUAAAGCAAACUCCCCUGAUUUUCUGUCACAUUUUGAAAGCAAUAUUUAUAGCAUUAAUACCUGAAUGUUAGAAUAUUCAUUUCUUACUAUCGUUCAUUUCAAAUAGGGUAUUUUUUUUAGUAAAGUUCUAAGUUAAUAUUGGUCUUGAGAUGUAUAUAGAGAGAACAGCAGUCCAUUAUUAUGUACAGUUAGCUUUGAGUAUAUUGUUGUCUAUUACCUUUGAAUUUAGCUUGUGCCUAUACAUAUAUAUUAUUGAGACAUUUCUACAUUUAUUAUAAUAUUUAGUAUUUUCUGUAAGAAAAUAGUUCAUGCUGUUAAAAGGUAUAAUACUAUAAUAUUGUCUCAUUUUUUGAGUGUCCAGUUUUAUAAGAAGACAGUUUUUGUAUUACGUGUGAGACAUUUUUUGUUCCACGUAAAGGGUUUUGUACCACAUAUUCAUUAUAUAUUAUUGUUUAACUGUCAGUAAGUUUUAUAAUAAUACCACAGUAAUAAUGUUGUUGUUUAUGUAUUCACAAUAUAGUUUCUCUAUUAAUCCAUAUGUAGAAUUCUUCAUGUGAGCAUGCCAUCCAGUUGGCUUGCGGAAGGUCUGUGGUUCUACCAAGGUGCCCGCCCAUGCCUAAAAAAUGCCCAAAGAGGGACCUGGGGUCUGCCAACAGCUGGAAAUUCACCAUAUGGCCUUCAAAUGUGUGAUGUAACACCCAACAAAACAAAAAUGUUACUAAUCUAUAUAUCUAGUAAUAUCUAGUGACAAGGGAAAUAAAAUGCUGAAAUUUUAAGAAUGUUAGGACUUUUUAAGACAGUUAAUGUGACAGGAACAAUAUUCUGAGAAAAAGUGGCUUAUAUGAAAUAGAAAAUUCAGCCAGUUAUAAAAUGAUUAUUACCUGUGUGCGGAGGUUGAUUAUUUAUAUUUUGCAGCUAGAUUAUGGUAGGCACAGACAAGCACUGACUCUGUACACAGAUUUUGCAGUCUCAAUGUUCACUUCAUUAACCAGUCUAGAAACUGUUUCACAUCAAAAAAUGUAUUUUGUAAAUUUAUAACUACUUUUCCAAAAAUGUUAUCAAAUGCAGUAAUCCAUUUUCUACCAUUUGUACCACAGUUGAAUAAAAUGUUAUGCCAAAUUCAACUAACAUAUUUCAACUUCAUCAUUACUUUGGAAUUACAGAAAUAUAUGUCAUCCCAAUUUUGUUACACAAAUAAUUUCCGCCAGUUAGAAACUUGCAUUAGAAGCUCUCACACAGUAUAGUAAGAACAUUGUAAUAUAGCAGUGAAAAGAUGUUGAGAUUAGCUAUGUUAGCUCUGUGUAAUUAUAUAAAACUGUUGCUAAGUUCCUGUGUUUGUUCAUACAGCAUAGUUAGCUUGUGUAAAAGGCCUUCCACUUGUCACUAUUAAGCGUUUUUUCUUGUCAAUAAAGAUGUUUUUCUGUCCACUAUAA
Molecule: messenger RNA, 9017 nt
Organism: Mercenaria mercenaria
Lineage: Eukaryota; Metazoa; Mollusca; Bivalvia; Venerida; Veneridae
Product: reticulon-4-like
Exons: 10
Coding region: 198-3860 (1220 amino acids)
Source: RefSeq, a predicted model, not a curated record